UUCAACAGUUAAUCAUCAACGCUGCCGUCGUUGCAUUUUUAAUUCGUGUGUGUGUGUGCGCGUUUACGAUAUCCUGUCAAUUAAAUCACUCUCACCCUUCGAGGAUUAUCAAUAAUUAAAUUAAAAACCAAAAAUGGUCGCUAACAAGAAAAUCGCUUUGGCUAUUAUGCUUUUUGCCGCCGUAAUGAGCGAAGCUGUGUGCCAACAAGUGGCGGAGGACAAUGCUUCCGAUGUUGCUGAAGGCCGCACAUUCAGCCAUCACUUCCUGAAGCGUCUGAGUUUCGCAGUCAUUCCUGGCGCCUUUGUUGUUGGUGUAAUCACCACACUACUGGCCGCACUCACCGUCGUCUCCAUGAAGGGUCUAGGUGUUGGUGUAAUCCUCUUGAUCUUGGCUAUUGGUCAAAUGCUCUCCCGCGCCAUACCCCAAGUUCACGCCGCCGCCUACACCGCACCAGCACCCGUGCCGGUCGUCUACUCGCAUUCACACACCCAACAACCCGUUUGGUUGGAAAAGGAAUGGUAAAUUGCAACAGCAACCGGGUAGUUAGAUGUACGGACGUUAUUACCUCAGUGAAGAUUUGUGCCAGAACAAAAAAAAAAGAACAAAACACGAACGCUGAAAUGAGACCAAAAAC
Molecule: messenger RNA, 635 nt
Organism: Ceratitis capitata (Mediterranean fruit fly)
Lineage: Eukaryota; Metazoa; Arthropoda; Insecta; Diptera; Tephritidae
Gene: apn
Exons: 3
Coding region: 134-523 (129 amino acids)
Source: RefSeq, a predicted model, not a curated record